AUGGCGUCGCUGAAUAGUAGCGCUGUCGUCUGCGUGAUUUGCUUGGAGAAACCCAAAUACCGCUGCCCCGCCUGCCGCGUGCCCUACUGCUCAGUGGGAUGUUUCCGGAAGCACAAAGGGGAGUCUGCAGCAUUAAGAAGCCUACUCCUACUGUUCAGUCCACACCUUAGACAGUUGAUGGUCAGCCUCAAUCAGGGGGACAAGGCAAAGCUCAUGAGGGUCUACAUGCAGGAGCCCUUGUUUGUGGAGUUUGCUGACUGCUGUUUAUGGAUUGUGGAACCAUCCCAGGAUAAGGAUUCUUAA
Molecule: messenger RNA, 303 nt
Organism: Puma concolor (puma)
Lineage: Eukaryota; Metazoa; Chordata; Mammalia; Carnivora; Felidae
Source: RefSeq, a predicted model, not a curated record